AUGGGAAAACACUGGGUUACGGCCGAGACGUGGCCUUUGGAAUUCGGCCAGUUCACUGCUUUCUUUUCAGCUAUACUUUGGGUUGUAUUUCCUCCUUCAAAGAGUGAAAUAGAGACAGCUGUUACUCAAGAAUUUUUUUGCAUCGUUGGUUUGCGCGAUUUGAUGUUCAUUGCUGUCAAUGAUUCCCAUCCAUUGGGAUUUUUCAUUCACGCUGUAUACGCAACCAAGUUUGGGUUGCUCGUAGAGCGUGAUCUAACGUGUUUCGGUAUUUCGGCGGAAGAGCAAGUUGCUCUCUAUUCGCUCUUCUCAUCCGUUAAUGAACCGCGAGAUUCUUUGACGCAAUGGUUGUUUUGUUGGGAGAAAUCCGAAUAUCGUAUUAUAGGAGCUGAAGAUGAUUUUUUGUUGGUAUUUGAUAGAUUGAAUGAGGUACACAGCUUAUUGCGAAUUCGCAUCACUUCGGAACAUGAGGUACAGUCUGCCAUAGAACUUCUGGAAAAACGUCGAACUGAGGCAACCUCUACUCAAGGAACGCCACUUAUUCAUCCCGAAUCAACUCCCAUUACUGCCCAUCGCUUGCAGAGUUCUGGUGCUUCUCUGGCUGCACCUCGGAUUCAUGCUGCUUCAACAGUAACAGGCGGUGGUUCUUUGAUACGUUCAGUGCAUACGAGAUCCAUGACUGCCCGAUUGGCUAGGACUCGUUCGUUUCCACAUCCGCCACAUGCCCCUCCAGCAGACAGCCCCGCUCUGUCGAUUUUUUCACCGAUUCCCUGGGCGGUCACUCUGAAGCUGCCAACAGUACAAUAUCACAAAAACAGUACAAUAUCACAAGUUUACGAUCCAGUCCAUCAGAUGAUUACUCCAAGAAUACAAGUGUUCAGCCGGGAGCUUCAACGCCAGCCAGAUUUCGAUUUAUUAUUGGCUGAGUUAUGCCUUGAUCACGUCUGGACUGAACCUUCGAAAAGAGACGUUAGUGGAGAAAUAGCCUCUAAGAUGUUCCUUUCUCACAAUGUGCUUUCGCAAGAUUUUGUGAAUUUCUUCGUUGGAACUGUUAACCAGCUGCGAUCGAUUCGAGCCGUUCACACUGUAGGUAAUAUUACCACGUCUGGAUCGAUGAACAUACUGCUUUGUCGAGAUGCGGUAGCAAUUAGG
Messenger RNA from Ostertagia ostertagi, 1149 nucleotides. The record is from the annotation of a GenBank genome assembly. NCBI's taxonomy places the organism in Eukaryota, Metazoa, Nematoda, Chromadorea, Rhabditida, Trichostrongylidae.